AGACAUCCUCACCUUCUUCCAAACCAGCCAGCCUCUACCAUGUGUCACACCAGCUGCUCUUCAGGGUGCCAGCCAUCCUGCUGUGUGUCCAGCUCCUGCCAGCCAUCCUGUUGUGUGUCUAGUCCCUGCCAGGCAUCCUGCUUUGUGUCCAGCCCCUGCCAGCCAUCCUGCUGUGUGUCCAGCUCCUGCCAGUCAGCAUGCUGCAGGCCUGCUAUAUGCAUUCCUGUUAGAUACCAGGUAGCCUGCUGUGUGCCUGUGAGCUGUGGGCCCACUGUGUGCAUGGCUCCCUCCUGCCAGUCCUCUGUGUGUGUGCCUGUGAGCUGCCGGCCUGUCUGUGUGACCUCCUCCUGCCAGUCAUCUGGAUGCUGCCAGCCCUCCUGCCCCACUCUGGUCUGCAAGCCUGUCACCUGUAGCAACCCCUCUUGCUGUUGAUCAGGCUCUCCAAACCAGAUCCUGACAGAUGGGACACACUUGCUGUCUCACAACCUGUUCAACUUGACCUCAGGUUUAGAGUUCGCACCAGGUGGGAACCCUACCUGUCCCACCCCGAACCUUGAAGAACAGAUUCCAGAAGUAGGAUCUGUAUCUGCUGAUCUCUCAUGGAUGUCCUGGCUGCAGGGACCUUCUCUAACCCUGUGUACUAAAUAAACCAGUUUUUUGAGUUUAGCUGC
This is a messenger RNA of Mus musculus (house mouse), 671 nucleotides long. It is a transcript of the gene Krtap12-1, whose product is annotated as keratin associated protein 12-1. Lineage: Eukaryota; Metazoa; Chordata; Mammalia; Rodentia; Muridae. The record is from RefSeq and is marked validated. Gene Ontology annotation, cellular component: keratin filament; cytosol. Bases 40 to 432 code for a protein of 130 amino acids. The transcript has a single exon.